Molecule: messenger RNA, 2350 nt
Organism: Labeo rohita (rohu)
Lineage: Eukaryota; Metazoa; Chordata; Actinopteri; Cypriniformes; Cyprinidae
Product: fibulin-7-like
Exons: 7
Coding region: 83-1309 (408 amino acids)
Molecular function (GO): calcium ion binding
Source: RefSeq, a predicted model, not a curated record
CAGCAUCAGAGCUGAACAUAACCAUAGUGGAAUAACAACAUUUAGCUCAAGUUUUCUGACGUUCACUUUAGUUAUUGUCAGGAUGAAGGUUUUUUUCAUGAUCAUUUUUACAAGUCAACUCUUCACAUCUCAGGGGCAAGACUGUCAGAGUGGACAGGAAGUGCUGAAUGCUCUUCGGCAAGUCCAAAAGCUUCUCUCUGCCCAUGAGACGUCUUUCCUACAGAGUCUGCGGAGCCUCCGCAAGAAACUCAGCCUGUUACAGAACAGCACAAUAAAACACAACAAAUCCAACACAGACAAUGAGAGCACAGGAUCAGACUGUCCUCCGCCUGAACUAUUGGUUAAUGGACGGGUCCUAGGGAAAGUCUAUAAGUUGGGCCAUGCGGUUCACUACGUGUGCAGCCCUGGGUUUCAGCUGAUGGGACCAGAAACCAGAGUCUGUCUGGACUCCCAGAACUGGAGUGGAGCUCGGCCGUACUGCAAGUUUGUAGACACCACUGUAAACAACGAUGCAUCCGCCUCUAUAUCAACAUCCUCUUCAUCAUCGUCUCAUCCUCCUGUCUCCGUCUCCACCCACAUGAGAGCGUCUCGCUGCAUUCAGUUUCUGGACUCCACCCACUGCACCUGUGAGCAGGGCUACAGCAUCUCCAGCCACAACAGGACACUUUGCACAGACAUUGACGAAUGCGAGCUCUUCCGUCUAAGUCGUCCCGGCCGUCUGUGUUUGCACACCUGUGUGAAUACGCCUGGAAGUUUCCACUGCGAAUGUCCCGCCGGUUACAGCCUGGGCCGCGAUAGCAGGAGCUGCCAUGAUAUUGACGAGUGUGUGAGAGCAACCCAUAACUGCAGUAGUGCACAGGUGUGCGUGAAUACAUACGGAGGCCAUCGUUGUGUGGAUGUGGACUGCCCUCACUUCCGUAACGCCACGUACAUCAAAACCUCACCACUGCGUUGCGACCGUAACCCUUGCAUCCAAGGAGACAUCACCUGUUUCCAGGCCCCAACCUCCGUUAACUUCCACUACAUGUCCAUGGUGUCCAAUAUGUCCACGCCCACUGUCCUCUUCCGGUUGUCCGCAGCCCGCAUCGUGGGAGACACCCUGCGCUUCGGCCUGUUGGGGAACCGAGGAGUACAGCACUUCACCGUCCAGCGCUCGGGCAGACUGACGGGACAGCUGGUGCUGGUGAACUCUGUCCAGGGUCCCACUACGAUAGAGGUCGAUAUAGAAAUGAGCGAGAUGGAACGAAGGGUGCUUCUUGGGCGAUACGUCACGAAAGUCACUCUCUUUGUGUCACCGUAUGACUUCUGAGAAGCAGGAGACAGACGAUGGACUGAUAUUGGGAAAUCAUUUACAGGCCAGAUAUUGGGGAAUGGGCCUGCGGAGACGAGAUAGCAGCGCUAUUAUACUAUUUCAGAGGUGCCAAUUUAUGAGGACAAAAGAAACUUGCGUAUGGUCAGAGUAAUUUAGUUCCUCAGAAUAGGGGAGGAACAUUCAUUUCUUCCAUUUGGACUAAAGUUUUUAUGUAGUGUUGUAAUUAUUAACAGUAUGACAUUUAAUUUUAACAUGGGGGGAAAAAACAUUCAUUUAAAAGAAUUUAAAGACAUUCCGGGACAAAUAAGGAUGUCAAAGACAAUACAAAGAAGAAAUCUUUUAAAAUGUAGUUUGAAAUGAGUCAGCUUUUUAAAAUUAAGCUUUGUAUCCAAGUUGGUUUAAUGGGUUUUUAAAAAAAAAACAAUUUUCAAGAUUACAUCAAAUGACUUUAAAAAUGUCAUGUGGUGUAAUUAUCAAGUAAAAGGUAAUUCUUCAUACUUUGAAUACAUUAUUUUCAAAAAGGUUUUAAAAACAUUCCUUACCUCAUGCAUAGUUGAUACUCUCGUGAAUGGUGGUGGAUGGUGACGCAGAAGAGAAGAAAUUGUUGAAUAAAGUUAUUUUAAUUUUUUAUGCGCACAAAAAGUAUUCUCGUAGCUUUAUAACAUUACGGUUUAUAACAUCUCUUUUUUUACCAAAUUACAUAAAUUACAAAAAUAUUAUAAUUUGUGUUCCGAAGAUGAACAAAGGUCUUACAGGUUUGGAAUGACAUGAGGGUAAUUAUUUAUAAUUUAUUCUCAUCAUUUUAAUUUUAUUCUCGAUUAUUUUGACAUUAUUCUCAAAAUAUUUCAACUUUAUUCUCGUAUUUGCAGCUUUAUUCUUAAAAUAUUUCAACAUUAUUCUCGUAAUUGCAGCUUUAUUCUUAAAAUAUUUCAACAUUAUUCUCGUAAUUUUAACUUUUUCUAAAUAUUUAAACUUUAUUCUCAUAAUUGUAACUUUAUUUAAAAUAUUUGAACUUUAUUUUCAUAAUUUCAAGUUUAU